AAAGCUGAAGCUGUCACCAGUUUUCAUCAGUGCGAGUCAAGCAGAGAGGGCCGUGUCCACCGUGCGUAAAAAAACCAAACACCAUGCCCACCAAGAACGUUGUUGACGAGCGAAUCUCCAAAUUCAAAAAUAAGGGCAAAGAUCCAGCAAAACUUCGUGAGAAACGCAUCACUGAGUGCGUGGAGCUGCGCAAGGCUCACAAGAAUGAAAAUUUCCUGAAGAGAAGAAAUAUAACGCUGUCGUCUCUCCCGGACGAGGAUGCCCUCUCUCCUGACUCUAAUGAGACGGUGACUCCUCUAACCAUUGAGGACAUCAUUAAAGACGUAAACAGCGACAGCAAGGAGUCCCAAACCCGAGGCUGUCAGGCAGCCAGGAAGCUGCUUUCACAGGAGCGUAACCCUCCUCUGAAGGAGAUCGUAGAUGCAGGUCUGCUGUCCCGCUUUGUGUCCUUUCUGUGCAUGGACGAUGAGCCGACUCUGCAGUUUGAAGCCGCUUGGGCUCUAACAAACAUCGCCUCUGGAACAUCUUGGCAUACUCAGCAGGUGGUGGAACAUGGGGCUGUACCAGCUUUCAUCUCCUUGCUGGCUUCACCAAUGUUGCACAUCAGUGAACAGGCUGUUUGGGCUCUUGGAAACAUUGCAGGUGAUGGUCCAGCUUAUCGAGAUGUCCUGAUUGAGUGCAAUGUAAUCCCAGCCUUACUGGCCCGCAUCUGCCCAGAUACACCUGUUGGCUACCUGCGUAAUCUGACAUGGACAUUGUCUAACUUGUGUCGAAAUAAGAACCCGUGUCCUCCGUUGUCUGCGGUCCUGCAGGUGCUUCCCUCACUGAUCCAGCUACUCCACCUCAGUGAUAAGGACAUCUUGUCUGAUGCAUGCUGGGCAAUCUCCUACCUCUCUGAUGGUGACAAUGACCGCAUUGAUGUUGUAGUGAAAACUGGCAUAGUCCCUCGGCUGGUGGAGCUCAUGAGCCACGAGGAGCUCAGUGUCAUGACCCCGGCUCUCCGCUCCAUCGGGAACAUUGUGAGUGGGUCAGACCUACAGACACAGGCAGCGGUUGAUGCCGGUGUUCUGAACGUCCUACCUCAACUGAUGAGGCACUCAAAGCCCAGUGUGCAAAAGGAGGCAGCAUGGGCACUGUCCAACAUUGCUGCAGGGCCCUGUAAGCAAAUCCAACAGCUCAUCACCUGUGGCCUUCUCCCCCCUCUGGUAGAACAGCUCAGAAAUGGAGACUUCAAGACUCAAAGGGAGGCAGUGUGGGCAGUGACCAACUUCACCAGUGGGGGUACUGUGGAGCAGGUGGUCACUCUGGUGCAGAGUGGAGCUCUGGAGGCGAUCGUUAACCUGCUGCAAGUCAAAGACGCUAAAGUCAUUCUGGUCAUACUGGAUGCCAUCAACAACAUCUUCAUGGCAGCAGAGAAGCUCGGGGAGACUGAGAAACUUAGCUUGUUGGUCGAAGAACUAGGAGGACUGGACCGCAUUGAAAUGUUGCAGAAUCAUGACAACGAUAUGGUGUACCAGGCCGCACAUAGCCUCAUAGAGAAGUACUUUGGGGACGGUGAGAUCGAGGGAAUCAAGGUCGACGCUACAGAGGAUUCGUUUGUGUUUAAGAGCUCUGAUGUUCAGAGAACCUUUGAAUUUUAAACUCUUUACUAUUGUACAGUGUUUGAAGAGUUCAAGCUGAAAAUAAAUAAAUUGUCAUACAGUUCAAAGAA
Messenger RNA from Larimichthys crocea (large yellow croaker), 1711 nucleotides. RefSeq names its product karyopherin alpha 7 (importin alpha 8) (gene kpna7). Gene Ontology annotation, molecular function: protein binding; nuclear import signal receptor activity. Gene Ontology annotation, biological process: protein import into nucleus. The transcript is spliced from 12 exons. Bases 84 to 1640 code for a protein of 518 amino acids. Gene Ontology annotation, cellular component: cytoplasm. The record is from RefSeq and is a predicted model, not a curated record. Lineage: Eukaryota; Metazoa; Chordata; Actinopteri; Sciaenidae.